AUGCGAUAAAUAUAUAAUAUAGUUAACUAACUUAAAUUUGAAAACAUGUUUGUUUUUAUAAAAAAACGUAGUAAUUAAAAUAUGAAAAAUUAUUUCUUUGUAAAAUAAAAUGCAAAAGUUGACAAAUGAUAAAAGGAUUAUACGAAAAAAAUUGCUAAUUCUCCAAAAAAGCGCGGUGGAAAAUGGCUUGAAUGGCGAAUUGCUAAAGCAGUAUAAUUACAUCUGCAAUUUCAAUAAUGAGACUGCAAUAAAAGGAACAAAUAGAAAGUUAAUAAUAGCAUUAGUAACAAUUUUUAUGGUGUUAGCUAUUUGCGGCAGCUCGUUAAAUAGUAUUUUAAGCUCAAGAUGUUUGUUACCUAGUAAUUACUUGGUGUGGGAGGCGACGCGGCCCCUGGCAGAUUGUACAUAUUGCGAGAAUGUUACGAAACCUAUUAUAUUAAGGAACGUCACGCGUCACAAUUUUGCUGAAUAUUCAUAUUCUUCCAAACCUAUAAUAGUUAAGAAUGCAAUUAGUCAUUGGAAAGCAAUCAAAGAGUUUAAUUAUAAUACAUUUAAAAGACUAUACGAAGAAACUAGUGGAAGUUAUGAGAGUCUUGAAGAUGGUUGUCAGUUUCUUAACUUCAAAACAGAUUUGUUUACACUGAAAGAAGUGUUUGAUAUGCCUGAAGCUAGAGUAAGGAAUGAACCAGGCCAUAAGCCUUGGUAUGUGGGAUGGGGCAAUUGUCAUCCUGACAUAUUAUCAAGAGUACGACAGUAUUAUAGUAAUCCUGAGUUUCUGCCUGAUGAUGCAGAGUUCCCGGCCACAGAAAAUAUAUUUUUCGGGUAUGAAAUGGGAGCAGUGAUGCAUUUGGAUUAUAUACCAAGACUGAUGUGGCAGGGACAGGUGAAAGGGAACAAGAAAUGGUCAAUAGCACCUGUUCCCGAAUGUGAUCAUGUGUGCCAAAAGUUUCAGUAUUUUGUGGAACCUGGAGAUGUUGUGUUACUGGAUACUCGUGUUUGGUACCAUGCAACAACAAUUCCAAAGGGAGAAUUCUCCCUGACGGUUCAAUCAGAAUAUGGAUAAUUUUCAUUUUACACUUCUUUAGUACAAAAUAAUUAUUUACAUAUCAAGAUGCCAAAUUUAUACUAUCUCUUUAUUUAUACACUAUUUAUUACUUUUACUAUUUGAUCAUGUGCCAUUUUAUGUAGUUUAACUACUGUGACUUUUAAAUAUGCAAUAUUGUUUUUACAAAUUAUUUAUACCUAUUUUCUUUUUGUAGGUAAAUAAACUUUAUAUGAUAUUUAUCACUUUAUUGAAGUUUCAUUUCUGUAACUAUUUAUAUGAGUAAUAUGUUCCAGAGUUAAUAAUUAAAUAAUAAACAAUGUGUUUGUUUAAAACGUUGUAUUUGUCUAUUCUAUUAUUAAAAUUUUUCAGUGAAGGAUUGGCGUCAAAACUUAUGCAUGUACUUAUUUAUUUUUUAAUACACAAUAAUUUUAAAACCACUACAAUCAUCACAAAUUACUCUAAACAUCAAUAAGAAAUGACAGUCAAUUAUGCAAAAAGUUCUGUCCAAUUCUUCACUAAAAUGUAAUGUUCCAAUAGAGAUCAGGUUUGAAACUUGAAGGGUCAAUAAGCUCAUGGAUAUUUAUCCAGAUUAAAAUAACAUUAAUAGAUUCAUUGUAAAA
Messenger RNA from Achroia grisella, 1665 nucleotides. RefSeq lists its product as uncharacterized. The record is from RefSeq and is a predicted model, not a curated record. The transcript is spliced from 5 exons. Lineage: Eukaryota; Metazoa; Arthropoda; Insecta; Lepidoptera; Pyralidae. The coding region runs from base 110 to 1063 and encodes 317 amino acids.